AUGUACUCUGCUUUUUUGCGACGGAUGGCCAAGGUCACGGCCCGUAUUCCGUACUUGAAGGAAUUGAGCAUGAAUUUCAUUCUUAUCCAUUAUACCUACAUCAUCUGCGUGAGCAUGAUUACUUCCAUCAUCAUCUAUCCCGGGAGUAAACUGGCUUAUAUCGAUGCGCUUUUCUUUUCCGCGGGAGCGGCCACCCAGAGUGGUCUCAACACAGUGGAUUUGAAUCUGCUCCAGACCUACCAGCAGGUCAUUUUAUAUUUCGUCUCCAUGCUUACGACCCCGAUCUUCAUCAAUACCGUCCUCGUUUUCAUCCGUCUCUAUUGGUUCGAAAAGCGGUUUCAGCAUGUGGUACGAGACGCCCGAGCUCUACGCCAAACCCGCACCCGAGCCCGCACCGUCACCGCCGAUAAAGAUGGGCAGGAUUACAACAUGGAGGAGAUGGGCGUUGGCAGGCGGCCGAUUGCCGUCAUGCGGGACGGGUCUCAUCCGGACAAGAUCUCGGAGGAGACAAACUCGGCCCCAGAGUCCCCCAAGGCGAAGCCCCAGAAUGGGGACCAAACCGAUGAAUCGGGGAGCGGCGCGGAGCCCAAGCCAGGGUUGGGUUCUAACUUGGGCCUGGGUGGUUUACGCGUGCCGACGCAGCUGAGCCCUGAACAUCACAUUGCGUUCUUGGAAAAUCAGAGAAGAAACAAAGGAGCUUUGCGUAUCCCAAGUCCUCGCGAAUACGACCGGGGUGGUGUCCCCGAGGUGCUGGAAGAAGAGGGGGGUGAGGAACUUACCAAGAAACCGAGUAAUCAGACCGAUGAUCAGCGUCCGGAUUCAGAGGACUCCAGCAAUGUCGGACCACUUGAUGGCCCUCAUAUUACGAUUAACGAGCCGGACAUGGGGCGGACCAAGACGAGGAACACGACCUUUCCCCGGAUGGAUACUCGUCCAACUGUGCGCGAGACCAGAGACGCGAACGAUGAGCCUUCGUUUCUCGGCCGUUCAAGAACAAGGAGAAACACGGUUAACAGCAUUUUCCGAUCUCUGACUCAAGAAAGAGACCGUCCUACUCUUCCCUAUCUCAGUUGGGAUGCCACCGUUGGCCGAAACUCCAAUUUCGUCGAUCUGACGGAGGAGCAGAGAGAUGAGUUGGGAGGUAUUGAGUAUCGCGCUUUGAAGACACUGGCUGUUGUCUUGAUGUCCUACUACGUUUUCUUCCACCUCCUUGGAAUCGUCUGCUUAGUCCCUUGGAUUAUGACUACGCACUGGGGAAAUGUGGUCACAGGAGAUGGUCAAGGACGUCCUUGGUGGGGAAUUUUCACGGCCGGCUCUUCGUUCAACGAUGUUGGAUUCACUUUAACCCCGGACUCGAUGAUGUCUUUCCAAGAAGCCGUAUUCCCUCUGCUUCUGAUGACCUUCCUCAUCAUCAUUGGCAACACUGGGUUUCCUUGUAUGCUUCGGUUGAUCAUUUGGGCUGCCUCUAAGAUAGCAACAGAAGACAGUCCUCUUUGGGAGGAGUUGAAGUUUCUGCUGGACCAUCCCCGUCGAUGCUUUACGCUUCUCUUUCCUCGAAAUGCGACCUGGUGGCUGUUUGCGAUUCUCAUUGCGCUGAACGGAAUUGACCUGAUCUUCUUCAUCAUCUUGGAUAUCAACGAUCCAACCGUCACUAAUCUACCCCCUGGAAUCCGUGUUUUAUGUGGUCUCUUCCAGGCCGCAGCUACGCGAACCGCAGGAUUCUCAGUCGUGAGCUUGUCAGAUCUCCACCCUGCAGUUCAAGUAUCCUACCUCAUCAUGAUGUACAUCUCCGUCUUCCCCAUCGCCAUCUCCAUGCGACGAACAAACGUCUAUGAAGAAAAGAGUCUGGGCGUCUACCCAAUCCCCGAGGAAGAAGAAGAAGCCGAAGAAAACGCCAACGCCCCCAGUUAUAUCGGCGCCCACUUGCGCAAACAACUCAGUUUCGACCUGUGGUACGUCUUCCUCGGCCUCUUCAUCAUCGCCAUCGUCGAAGGCGGCCGUCUCCAAAACAAAGACCAAUACUCCUUCCAACUCUGGCCUGUCCUCUUCGAAGUCGUCUCCGCCUACGGCACCGUCGGCCUCUCCCUCGGCUACCCAGGCGUCAACGCCUCCUUCGUCUCCGAAUUUCAAGUCAUCUCCAAACUCGUCAUCAUCGCCAUGCAAGUCCGCGGCCGCCAUCGCGGUCUCCCAUACACCCUCGAUCGUGCCAUCCUCCUCCCCUCCGAAGCCCUGAACCAAAAGGAAGUCGCAGACGCAGAAAAGCGCAUGCGCCGUCGCGCUUCAAACCUCUCCACCAUCCCUUCCACAGACAUGGAGCGGCAAUCGACGAACCCGCGCUCUGAAACCGGCGCUACCUCGGGGCUGGAACCUCGCGACCGUGCCAAUUCCGGGAUGAAUGCCGACUCGGUGCUGCGUCGUCAAUCGACUCGCCGGUCUCAGCGGUAG
This is a messenger RNA of Aspergillus wentii DTO 134E9, 2445 nucleotides long. Its product is annotated as potassium ion transporter. NCBI's taxonomy places the organism in Eukaryota, Fungi, Ascomycota, Eurotiomycetes, Eurotiales, Aspergillaceae. Gene Ontology annotation, biological process: potassium ion import across plasma membrane; intracellular potassium ion homeostasis. The record is from RefSeq and is a predicted model, not a curated record. Bases 1 to 2445 code for a protein of 814 amino acids. The transcript is spliced from 2 exons. Gene Ontology annotation, molecular function: high-affinity potassium ion transmembrane transporter activity. Gene Ontology annotation, cellular component: plasma membrane.